AUGGUGGAAAGAGCCAAAGUAUUGGAGAAGAACGUGGCAGAAGUAGAACAGCAGAAGAAGCCACAACAGGCGGUUAGGGGACCGGUCUCGUCUAGAAGCAAUUUGAAUAUGAGGAGGACGCCUUACGCUCGUCCAGCGUUGCCUUCUAAUGCUAGUGGGUCUCAAACUCAUUCAGUGGUUGCUGUCGGACGGUCUGGACAGCAAGGGACGGUGACUUGUUUUCAAUGUGGAGGACCCCACUACCGUUCGUCGUGUCCUCAACUGGUGGGAAGAAAGUUUUGCACUCGCUGUAGAAGAAAUGGUCAUCUGGAGAGCAAGUGUAACAUGGGGGGUAGAGCUGCAAUGGGGCCACCAAACGCUGGAAGAGUUCAACAAGGGAGAGGUGGACGAGCGCAAACGACUGGUCGAGUUUAUGCAAUAACGGGCACGAAAGCAACAAGCUCAGGCAACCUCAUUAUCGGUACUUGCUUGCUGUAUGGGAAAUCUUAUUGUGUAUGGUAUGAUUCGGGGACAACACAUUCCUUCAUCUCGAAGGCGUGCUUUGAGAAACUGGGAUUGACAGAGAGUGAGAUGCAGUUCGACUUGGUGGUGUCAACCCCAACGACUGGUGAGGUUAGGACGUCUACUGUUUGCGUUAGAUGUCCUAUAAAGGUUGAGGGACAUAGAUUUAAAGUUAACCUCCUUUGCUUACCUCUUCAAGGUUUGGAGGUAAUUCUAGGGAUGGAUUGGUUAACUGCCAAUCACAUUCUUAUAGAUUGUGGUGAGAAGAGACUGGUAUUUCCUCAUGGAGAGGAAGAGUAUUCGAUAACGCUUGGGCAAAUAAGGCAAGAUAUCAUGGAGGGUGCCAGUUGCUUCUUAGUAUUGUCUUAUCUAGAAGCAGCUGAGGACGAACGUUCUGGACGUUCGGUACAAGGCAAAAGGAAGGAUGACCGUUCGGUCAUCAGGGAAUUCAUGGACAUGUUUCCUGAUGAAGUCCCAGAAUUACCCCCUCCAAGAGAAUUGGAAUUCUCAAUUGACUUAUUGUCAGUAGCCGGUCCAGUCUCCAUUACACAUACAAAAUGUCGCCAGCAGAGUUGA
Vigna umbellata (rice bean) is the source of this 1077-nucleotide messenger RNA. Lineage: Eukaryota; Viridiplantae; Streptophyta; Magnoliopsida; Fabales; Fabaceae. The record is from RefSeq and is a predicted model, not a curated record.